AUGCCACGUCCCGCACGGCGCCCCUCGGCGGGGCCGCCCCGUGCCCGCCCCUGCCCGGCCCGCCGUGGUUCCGCCUCCGCCGGGCUCUCUCCGUACUGGCUGUGGCGCCGCUGGAAGAGCCGCUCGCUCUGGUGCUGGCGGAGCAGCACGGUCUUUUGGCUCCGCCUGGCGCGGGCUCUGGCCCAGCCGCGGCCGAGGCCCCGGCCCCGAACGAAGUCCCUGCGGCGGUUCCGCCCGCUGCCGCCCCGCUGCCGCCCGGCUCCCGCCCUAUGUCCGACAGCGUCGCCGGCAGCUUCCCCGCUCCGAGCUCCGCCUCUCGCCAGCUCGGCCGCCCGCCCCGAGCCGCCGCAGCCCGGGGCGGCUGGGCAAGCAGCAGCGCGCCGGGCGGGCGGGGGCCCCGAGCAGAAGAGCGGGAGCGCGGUGCUGCCCGCACGGGCGGAGAAGCCUCCCCUAGAGCAGCUCUACAGGGAGGGCUCGCUGCUGGGCAGCGGCGGCUUCGGCAGCGUUUACUCCGGGACCCGGCUCGCCGACGGCGCCCCGGUGGCCAUCAAGCGAGUGUCCCGGGACCGCAUCUCGGAGUGGGCGCGGCUGCAGAACGGCGCCCCUGUGCCCCUGGAGUUGGCGCUGAUGUGGAUGGUGUCGCGGCCUGGCUUCCGCGGCGUCGUGCGGCUCCUGGACUGGUUCGAGGUGCCCGAGGGCUUCGCGCUGGUCAUGGAGCGUCCGGAGCGCUGUCAGGAUCUCUGGUACUUCCUGCACGAGCGGCGCUUCCUGACGGAGCCCGUGGCGCGGGGGCUGUUCCGCCAGGUGCUGGAGGCCGUGCAGCACUGCAGCAGCCGCGGCGUCCUGCACCGCGACAUCAAGGCCGAGAACGUCCUCGUCGACCUGGCCACGGGCGAGACGAAGCUCAUCGACUUUGGGUGCGGCACGAUCCUCCAGGACACGUUCUACACCCAGAUGUCAGGAACGCCGGAGUACAGCCCACCGGAGUGGAUCCUCUUUGGCUGCUACCAUGGCCAGCCAGCCACCAUCUGGUCCUUGGGCAUCCUGCUCUAUGAGCUGGUCUGUGGGCACCUUCCUUUCCACACCAAGGAGGACAUCGUCCGGGGCCAGCUCUGCUUCCCCGCCCGGGUGUCUCAAGAGUGCCAGCACCUCAUCAGAUGGUGUUUAUGCAUGGACCCCACCGACAGACCAUCACUGGAGGAGCUUUUCGAGCAUUCUUGGCUGCAGGAGCCCUGCCUGGCCCAGGAGACAGCAGAGCUGCAUGCCGUGCACAGUAGGAUACAGGAGCCCAGCAAGUAGCAGCGGCACGUGUCUCAUGGCGCUGGAAGAAAAGCCCAGAGUGUUUCCCUGUGGCGUGGAGGAGAGAGCGCAGCCAAGGAGAUGCUUCCGUUGGUCCCCAGGGAGCUGUGGAGGGAGCGGCUCCAAGCUCCCCGUCCUAUUGGAGAAGUGGUGGCAGUGCAGUGAAGGUGCCACAGACUGGGACAGGGGAAACAUCCCCCUGCAGCUCAGUGGCAUCGUGAUGUCACUGCAAAUUGAGGCACAGUUGGCGUGUUCUUUUGGAGCACAACAUGGAGCUGGGAACACCAUCCUGGAGCUGGCCGCUGGCAGGGCAGAGCCAAUGGGCUUUGGCUGCGGCCCCUGACUGGAGGACACGCUCUGCGCCCCGAUGAAAUCAAGAUGAGUCCCCAGCCGGCGCAGGGGUGGGGGGAUGCUGGUGCUUCCAGGCAGGGCAGGGCUCGGCCUGGCCCUGCGCCAGAGGUUCCCCGCUCGGUGGCACUGGGGAAUAUUAAUUUUUAUGCUGGUCCCCGAGCUGCUUUUUGGCAGGAGAGAGGAUGGAUGUUGUGGAAGGGGAGCCGGCUGCUGGCCUUGCUGACAGCUUCUGCCAGCCAGCCUGGCAGGGGGUGAGGCGGGGGCAGCCAGCCUGACAAAAGCAUCCAUCCAUGUGGAUGGGGGACGGGUU
Messenger RNA from Haemorhous mexicanus (house finch), 1960 nucleotides. RefSeq names its product serine/threonine-protein kinase pim-1-like. Gene Ontology annotation, molecular function: ATP binding; protein serine/threonine kinase activity. Gene Ontology annotation, biological process: protein autophosphorylation. Gene Ontology annotation, cellular component: cytoplasm. Lineage: Eukaryota; Metazoa; Chordata; Aves; Passeriformes; Fringillidae. The record is from RefSeq and is a predicted model, not a curated record.